CUUCACAUUCACCGUUCCCUCUAUAAAUGGCAUUUUCAUGAGAUUCCGGCAUGCAAAAUGUCUUGUUAAUCAUUACACGCUGGUUUCACCUUGAAGUGCAUGUGUGUAUAAAGGCGGCACACACCCCAGCAGAGGUUAAGAGAGCACAACACACUCAUAUCUCACUCACUCAGACGCUGACUCGGACUUGGAACAGACUUCCUGGCUUUCACUCGCUCGUCUUCCUGGGAUAUGAACACCUUCGUCAUCACCUGCCUCCUCUGCUUAGUACUUUUGAGUGUUCUGGGCACCCAAGAAUCCGAGGCGUCGUCCUCGGGUGAGCUCGGCAGCGUGACGUUAGGAUCGGCCUCGGGGGAGGGCCUCCAAGUCGUGCGGGGCAAUGUCGAAUACGACGACGUGGACGUCGAAGCGCUCGCAAGUGAAUUUCUGCGCGAUGACAGGAAAAAGAGAAAAGGCAAAGGCAAGAAGAAGAACAAGCAGAAGAUCAAGAGCACCACCGCGUUCAACCCCGAGCACACUUUGUCCACUCAAGGCCAGACGUCCACCUUGUGGACCACUGAAGACCCCUGCACCUCUACCCACUUGGAGUACUGCAUCCAUGGCUUCUGCCAGCGUAUGGAAGGUCUGCAGGAACCCGUUUGCAUCUGCAACAAGGGCUACGACGGCGAGCGCUGCGAGACCCAAGCGUUGGGGACCAAAUCAGAGCGGGCCGGCGACACCAAUUGGGUCCAGAUGGGCUUGGUCAUCACCGCCAUGGUUCUGUCCAUUGUCAGCUGCGCCGCAGUCAUGCUUAUGGCUUGCGCUCAUUACAGAUCGCAAAAGAACUUUCUGGCAUCCUACUUGGGAAGUUGGUCGGAGCAGCAGAAGCUCCAGAAACCGUCCGGCAAUGUCGUGGUGUGACGGCGAGCAGCCUGACACCUCCCGACAACCAGACACAGAAGAUUGAAUUAACGCUUCAUCAUCUGUCAGUUUAGCAAUUAAUUUAUGAUUGUGAUUAUUUAUCUGUUCGCGUAUUGGCAUGUUGAGUUAUUAUUAUUAUUGUUAUUAUUAUUAUUAUUACAAGUGUCAUUUUAUGCGAAUGUUGAACAUUCAGUUGACAAACAGCAUUCUUUUAUUUAUUGCACUGCUCUUAGGUCAGCGACACUGUCAUUAUCUCUCUUGUAAGGAACAAAAGAGAUGACAUUUCAACAAUAAAACGUCUCAGUGUU
Messenger RNA from Corythoichthys intestinalis (scribbled pipefish), 1208 nucleotides. RefSeq names its product amphiregulin (gene areg). The transcript is spliced from 6 exons. NCBI's taxonomy places the organism in Eukaryota, Metazoa, Chordata, Actinopteri, Syngnathiformes, Syngnathidae. The record is from RefSeq and is a predicted model, not a curated record. The coding region runs from base 232 to 900 and encodes 222 amino acids. Gene Ontology annotation, biological process: positive regulation of cell population proliferation; epidermal growth factor receptor signaling pathway. Gene Ontology annotation, molecular function: growth factor activity; epidermal growth factor receptor binding.